AUGUAUGUCUCUCUCCGGGCUGAUCUGCGGCACCAAUUUCGGCGCUAUUCGAGCGGGUAUCGGUGGACACUACCUAAGUGUAUCAAGGACAUUGCACAAAACCCUCCCCAGAUUGGCGACAAAAUCAAGCUGAAUGGAUGGGUGAAGUCUUUGAGAAUAUCCAAAAAUGUUGCAUUUGUCGACCUCGUUGACGGUUCCUCGCACGAAGACAUCAAGUGUGUUGUUCGCCCACCUUCGCUUCUUCCAAAAGCACUGAAUACUGGUGCUGGAGUCCAAAUAUCAGGUGUCUGGUCAGAAAGUAAGGGGAGACAGAAUUUCGAGCUACAGGUGACUGAGCAGUCCGAAUCGCAGAUCCAGGUAUAUGGUGGAGUUGAAGAGCUGUAUCCAUUGCAAAAGAAAACACAUUCCAGCCAAUUCCUAAGAAGCAUCCCUGAAUAUCGGUGGAGAGUGCCUGAGGCCGUCUCUAUUCUUCGGAUGAGCUCUAAACUAGAGUCUUCCUUCUCAAAGUUUUUCGAGGAACACUCGUUCUUCAAAACCCAUCCACCAAUGGUGACAAGUAGUGACUGUGAGGGGGCCGGUGAGCUUUUCCGAAUUGAGUCAGAGUCAAAGCUUGGCAGUCCAGAGCAAUUCUUUGGUAAGAAAGCAUACCUGACAGUUUCGACUCAAUUGCAUCUUGAAGUUUUAUGUGCAGCCUUAGGUCGUGUCUGGACGCUUACUCCAUGCUUCCGUGCUGAGGAAAGUGACACAAAUCGCCACCUAUCUGAAUUUUGGAUGUUAGAGGCAGAGAUAGCUUUCAUUGACGACGUGAGCCAACUGACUCGAUUUUCAGAAGAGCUGCUGCGCUACGUAGCUCGCACCGUUCAAAAUAGUGGGUUUGAUGAAUUUCCCGAGGAGACUAAACAACGUUGGGACAUGUUGGCGAAUGGCGUUUACACUCAAAUAUCUUACUCAGAAGCUAUAGAUCUCGUGCGCCAAAAUCCAACCAAUUUCAAGACAGUGCCAACGUGGGGAGACAGCCUGGGCUCUGAGCACGAAAAGUGGCUUGCUGGCGAAUAUUAUAAGGGCCCUGUGUUCGUGACGAAUUAUCCUGAAGACCAAAAACCUUUUUACAUGAAAAAAAACAAUGAUGGUAAAACCGUCGCUUGUUACGAUUUGCUGAUUCCACAAAUUGGAGAGCUGAUUGGCGGAUCUUUGAGAGAGCAUGAUUUGCACAAGUUGGAGCAGGAGAUUUCUGACCGGCAAAUGGAUAUCGGCCCACUACAAUGGUAUCUUAACCUCAGAAAGAACGGAAGCGUGCCACAUGGAGGUUUUGGCAUGGGCUUUGAAAGAUUGCUCCAGUAUAUGAGUGGAGCUGAGAACAUACGCGACACCAUUCCAUUUCCUAGAACAACAAAGCAUUGUGCAUGUUAG
Molecule: messenger RNA, 1410 nt
Organism: Ogataea polymorpha
Lineage: Eukaryota; Fungi; Ascomycota; Pichiomycetes; Pichiales; Pichiaceae
Exons: 1
Coding region: 1-1410 (469 amino acids)
Biological process (GO): asparaginyl-tRNA aminoacylation
Cellular component (GO): mitochondrion
Molecular function (GO): nucleic acid binding; asparagine-tRNA ligase activity; ATP binding
Source: RefSeq, a predicted model, not a curated record